AGAUGUUAAGAGAUGGCGCAUAUGGCAAAGAAGGCAAAUCAGUUGAUUACAUUCAAUUCAAACAUGUCGAAGCCCGAGCUGGUUAUCUUUGACACAGAUAUGGGAACAGACGAUGCAUGGGCAUUGUUUAUGUUGCUGAAGGCCGAGAAGAGAUACAAUUUAAAGACAUUAGGAAUAACUAUUGUUCAUGGGAAUACAUCGCUUGAAAAUGCUGCCGAAAAUGCUUUGAGAGUUUUGUCGGCCUCUGAUCGAUUGGACGUUCGGGUGUACAAGGGAGCCGUGGAACCACUGGUCAAGGAAUCUAAGAAAAAUUUCUAUCAUGGCAUAAACGGUUUUGGCGAUGUUGUGCUCCCGACGACGAUUGAUUUAAAUCUCAUUGACUCGGAAAAUGCUGUUAAUUACAUGUAUCGCAUGGUGAAAGAGCAUCCAAAACAAAUAUCUUUGAUUGCUGUUGGUCCGCUAACAAAUGUUGCAUUGGCAAUGAAAAUGUUUCCGGAUUUCGCUGACCUGGUCAAAGAUAUUUGGGUGAUGGGUGGUAACUAUAGCGCCAUUGGAAACUGCAAAUCUGAGUGCGCCGAGUUUAAUUUCUUUUCCGAUCCUGAAGCCGCUUAUGUAGUGUUAAAGAACACGAAGCGGAAAAUAACGAUUGUUCCGUGGGAAGCGUGCAUGCAACAGACCAUCGACAUUUCAAUGGACUACCGAUUCAAUGAACUUGCCAAUAUUAAAAGCUGCGUCACGGAUGUCAUGAAUCCAGUCGAUGAAGCUAUUUACAGGCCAAAAAAUAAGACCCAGUGGAAUCCGUGCGACGCUUUUCUGGUUUCAGUGUUUUUGGAAAAUGUGAAGGCCGUAAAGAGAUCAACUGACUGUUUUGCAACGGUGGAGUGCAACGGCGAAAUGACCAGAGGGCAAGUGGCCAUUUACCAUAUGUCUGGAUCGGAGGAAAAUUUCAACGUAACCAUGAUUGAGGCCGUAAAUACGGAUGUUUGUAGAGAAUUGUUGCGUUGGACAGCUGUUUGGACUGAAGAUUCACCGGAGCUCGGUGACUGACUCUUUAAAUAAAAUACUUUUUACACCUCGAA
This is a messenger RNA of Bradysia coprophila, 1079 nucleotides long. RefSeq names its product nucleoside hydrolase-like. The record is from RefSeq and is a predicted model, not a curated record. Gene Ontology annotation, molecular function: hydrolase activity, hydrolyzing N-glycosyl compounds. Lineage: Eukaryota; Metazoa; Arthropoda; Insecta; Diptera; Sciaridae.